AUGCGGCUGGGUUUCCAGAGGAUGCUUUACUCACCCCUGAUGAGGCGGUCACUGGGGGCGCUGAACCACCUGGGGGCUGCUGCUGGCUAUCUCUUUCUCAACACGACCUCUCCGUUAGUGACUUGGACUUAUCAAAUCAUGGAGAACCCACUUGGUCUUCCGUCCAGACCUCAGUUUCGGGGGCCACUUUUCCUGUGUCCGUUCCAUAUUCAGGGCGGCUGGUCGGCGGCAGCUCUGCGACCCCCAGACCACCGCCCGGCGAGCCGGCCACCGCCCGCCCUCCGCUCCGGACGGGGACGGGGACGGCCGCAGCCCCGCGGGUCUCCGCCGCCGCGUCCGGGGACCCAGCUGCCGAGCGGCCGCCCUCCGCCGCCCAGGGCCCCUCCGUCUCGGCCCCGGGACCCCGGCUACCCGCCGGCCCGGCCCCGGCCCCCGUCGGAGGAGAGCGUGGAGGCAGCGGCCGAGCUGAGCGCCCGGGACCUGGAGGAGAAGGAGGAGAAGGCGGAGGAGAAGGCGAGCCGGAGAGAGCGGGAGACAGCGGUGGUGGAGGAGGAGGAGGAGGAGGAGAACGGAGCUGAGGAGGAAGAAGAAGGAACUGCCGAGGAUGAAGGGGAGGAAGAAGAUGAGGAAGAAGAAGAUGACGAAGGGCCCGCGCUGAAGAGAGCUGCUGGAGAGGAGGAUGAAGCGGAGCCCAAGCGGCAGAAGACAGAAAACGGGGCAUCGGCGUGAGCCCCCUGCCGACGGGCUGCGGGUGGGAGGCCCCUCAGGGCCUGGAGGUGGGGCUGGGAACAGGCAAGUGCAGCCACUCGUCACCUGGCUCCUGCCCUGGGCCCAAGCCAGCGGUGCCACCCUCUUCUUCCUGCCCAGCCUUCUCAUCCGCGCCCUCCACCCUCCCUCCGCCGCGGUCCACCUCCCGACCUGCUCCAUCUGCCCCCCGGCUGGCCCCUGUUGCUCCUUCCUCUCCUUUGCUCUCUUCCUCCCUCCCCCACCGGUCCCACCCCUGCUCCCCCCAACCUCUGCAUCCCCCAGCCCCACGCCCUGCCCCAUCCUCUCCGGCCUGACCCGGGUCUCCCUCAGACCCCUCCUCUCAGAUAGCGCCAGGCCGGGGUAGGGCCGGGGUUGGGGCCGAGGCCCACAGCUGCCCCCCUCCCCUCCCCUUUUUGUAUAAUUUAAUAAAGAAACGGUCGCUCU
Molecule: messenger RNA, 1191 nt
Organism: Lemur catta (Ring-tailed lemur)
Lineage: Eukaryota; Metazoa; Chordata; Mammalia; Primates; Lemuridae
Product: proline-, glutamic acid- and leucine-rich protein 1-like
Exons: 2
Coding region: 1-729 (242 amino acids)
Biological process (GO): negative regulation of apoptotic process; positive regulation of transcription by RNA polymerase II
Cellular component (GO): nucleus
Molecular function (GO): histone binding
Source: RefSeq, a predicted model, not a curated record